Pseudovirgaria hyperparasitica is the source of this 2558-nucleotide messenger RNA. RefSeq names its product WD40 repeat-like protein. The record is from RefSeq and is a predicted model, not a curated record. The coding region runs from base 200 to 2257 and encodes 685 amino acids. The transcript has a single exon. Gene Ontology annotation, cellular component: nucleus. Gene Ontology annotation, molecular function: protein-macromolecule adaptor activity; protein binding. Gene Ontology annotation, biological process: proteasome-mediated ubiquitin-dependent protein catabolic process. NCBI's taxonomy places the organism in Eukaryota, Fungi, Ascomycota, Dothideomycetes, Acrospermales, Acrospermaceae.
AUUUUUAAAGUGGGGAUCUCUAGCUUCCCGGCCACCUAAUCACGCUACACGCGAACGCGAGAGCGCGAGCGCGUUCUCAUUAAUGACCGCCACUUCGCCCUUUUAUGAUGCCCACUCCGAGCCAUUUAUGCUCUCGUAAACUGAAGUCGACUUCUCCACUCGAUCCGAUCCGACCAUUAUUUACAUGUGAAGUCUAGACAUGGCUUACGAUCGAUUUGAGUAUGCUUUACAAUCACCACCUUCCUCCCCGCCACGGCAGGCGAGUCCUAUGCUUGAGAGCAAGAAGCUCAAGAAGCCUCCGCCAAUAACACCGAAAAGAUUCACCCGCUUCUUCACCCCUCGAACAGCAUCACUUGCGAGCUGUAAAUCAACCCACAGCCGCUCCAGUAGACAGCUACGCGAUAUCACACGGGUUGCAGUCAACCAACAGACACCGAAACAUCAUAAAACUCCAAGGAAGAACGUAUUUUUCUCCGAGGACGAUUCUGCGAUCGAAUGUCAUCAUACACCACACCUCAGCUCCAACAGGAAGCGAAAACAUCCCUUGUCGCCUCCACCAAGCUCCCCGGUCCAGCAGACACCUUCUAAAAGACUUCGCUUUGAGCGGCGUCAGCCUGAGUUUGAAAUUCGAGAAGAUGCAGACACGAAACAGAUUAUCAAACCACAUGACGAUUUCCAGAAUCCUGUACCAAUACGGAGACUUCGCGCUAGCAAUACACAUCGCCUUACACUCGAACGCUCUUUUGGAGAUUCGAGCAUAGGACGUGGCAGACUAUCAUACCGCACCGAUUGGCAGUUGCAGACCGAAGGGUUCCAUAGUCGGCCUGAAGAUGUCUACGCAUCGCAAAAUGGUGUUCCAUUCUGUUCGACAAGCUGCAACACGAACUCCUUGAUUGCGGUAGGAGACGAAGAUGGCAACAUCUCCAUCCUUGAGACGGACACUUCCAGGCCUUUCAGUCAGACACAGGUAACCUUACGUCCUCACGGCAAUGCUAUCAUGGACCUUGCAUUCUCGUCUGAUGAUCGGUACUUGGCUACUGCAUCUGGAGAUCAGACUGCACAAAUAAUUGAUAUGCAAACGCAGAAAUCUAGAUUUAGUCUAGAGAAGCAUCGUGCUUCCGUGAAGCAGAUUUGUUUCCAGCCAGGAAACGAUCACUUCCUAGCUACAUCUAGCAGAGAUGGUACCGUUCAACUAUGGGAUUUGAGAUGUAGUGGAUCUAAUGGCUCCCCAAAGGCUGUCUUUGUCCAAAACACCUCGUACAAUACCAUCGACGGAGCUCACACAGAACGCCCAGCUCUAGCAUCGUCCUCUAGUUCUAAUUUUGUCCAUAUGAAUGUUAGGGAUAUCGCUGGGAAGACUGAGACACCCAGUCGACGAGGCGAAGCUUCUAUCACUUCACUGCAGUUCCUAAAAAACGGACGUGAGCAUCUGCUACUGACUGCAUCCGACGGCUCCGCCACUAUCAAAUUGUGGGAUAUCCGAUCACGUUAUUCCCGGCGAGGACCUGCCACAGCCCUGGCUGUAACUAGGCAGCCAGAAUCGCACAACAGACACCGAAAUUUUGGCAUCAAUUCGUUGUGCCUUAGUGGUGACGGUGCACGAUUCUAUUCCCUCAGCAAAGACAACACAUUGUACGCGUAUUCAACAAACCAUAUCAUUCUUGGUAAUGCAUUCGAAUUCUCUACGACUACCUCCCGCCCUCGUCAUUUGGGGAAGGAAAAGGAUGGCCUGGGACCUUUGUACGGUUUUCGCCAUUCGAAGUUCCAUGCUACGUCGUUUUAUGUGAAAGCUUCUUUGCGCCCUGCUGUGGGUGACAAGCCGGAAAUGCUCGCCGUUGGGAGUAGCGACGGCUCUCCUGUGCUCUUCCCAACUGACGAGAAGUUACUUUCCGGGAGCUCUGGAGACAAUAAAGAAAGGGUACAAAGCUUCUCGACUACCAUUCCAUCUAGCCCACUGGUACCCCAACCAAUCCUUCACAGAAACAUUAGUGUUUCGAAUCAUCAUCCCCGGAUGAAGGACACUAUUCCAAUUUACGAACAGGGCACACCACUUAUCAGGGGUCAUACAAAAGAAGUAACUAGCGUCGCCUGGACUCAUCAAGGUGAUUUGGUGUCAGUGAGCGAUGACUUUACAGUCCGAUGUUGGCGAGAAGAUGCCGCCACAGCACGAAACCUAAGAUCAGGGGGAGAAGGAGAGGGCAGGCGAUGGGGAUCGGGUUGGGCUGAGAUGAACAGCACGUGGGAAGACGAUGAGUAGUGGGGAAAACUCAUCCCUGUCUCCACAAUCUUGUACUUGUCUCCUAUCAGCGAUGGUAUCUACAGGGUCAUGUUCGGAUUGCAAAAGAGACUCUCUCUCGGGGAAUUGAACCCCGGUCUCCCGCGAAUCGCGCUGUUGAACAGAUAGCAUUUGACAAGCGGAAAUCAUGACCACUAGACCAAGAAAGAUGAAUACGACUCGAGUCAUUGAGUUUCAUCAAGUAUUCAUGAAAAUAUUUUCAGAAAGGAAAAUCAAGCGUCCAGUAGCUCGUGGAAGCACAUGUAUGCCGCAGUAUUAUUAC